Ectocarpus siliculosus is the source of this 9614-nucleotide messenger RNA. NCBI's taxonomy places the organism in Eukaryota, Phaeophyceae, Ectocarpales, Ectocarpaceae. The record is from the annotation of a GenBank genome assembly.
AUGAUCGGGAGCGUUAUCGUUCUGUGCAUCGUCGGAUUCGUGCUGUGGCUGCUGCUCAAUGCCGGGACGGGCUUCGCAGCGACCAAGCUCGAGUUCCUGGAACCGGACGCGCCCGACAGCAGCCACGGCGGUCCAGGCGAGCGCUCGAGGCUUAGGGUGCGGUACGGGCCGCUGAGCCUCCGUGCAAAGCAUGUCCUCCUCGCGGAGAAGAGCCUCAAGAUUGUCUCCGGGUUUCUCGUCGGCCUGUACCCGGUGGAUGUCACGCAGUUCAUCAAGGCCUGGUGGAAGAGGGAGGAGAGGGAGAGGCUCGAGCCGAAGCUCAUCAUCCGGCUGGUCGGGGUGCGCGUCGCGAUCAAGGGCAACGGCAUCGACGACUGGGAGAAGCAGGCCGAGGCGAUGGCGGCCGGCAUCGAAGGCGUCAACCACAACCAGGCCAAUCUCCUUACCGCGCUCAUCGACAAGACCACGCCCGAGGAGGGCGUGCCGCCGAGCCACAUCUUCAGGCUGGUGGACGCUGUCAUCAACGCCGUCGACGUCGAAGUCGAGGGGUUUCACCUUAGCCUGGCAUCAGCAAACCACAAGGACACGCCGGAGGAGGGGACGCAGCCUGAACAGCAGGACGCAAGCGGCAUCAGGCCAGCAGCAGCAGCGGCAGCAGCGCCCGCUGCCUCUGGCGGCAUCGCUAGCAGCAGCCACGGCGUGGGCUCCGAGUGGGUCCUCGGCGUGAAAUUCGACCGCUUCCGCCUGUGCAAGAAGGCGCAUCCCUCCGAUGAAACCCUCGGCGUGACGCCCCGUACGCUCAAGGUGAAGUCGUUCAACAUGUACUACGACACCGACGGAACGCCCGUCCGCCGACGCAGCAGCUUCAACAAGCCUCACAACCAACAACGCGCGAGCGUUGGUAGUCCGCCUCCCGCCGCGCCCGGCGCGACCGCCGUUGUUCGGGGAGACGACGACCCUGAGCUCUACAUAGAGGACGGGGCGUCGCCGCUCACGUCCGGUGUUCUCGGCGGCAGAGACGGCGGAGACGGCCUGCGGCAGCCGGACGACCACAACAGCCUCCUGAUGGUCGAGAGCAUCGGCGGGACGCUCUUGUUCCCGGACCUCAUGUGCGUGCUUCUCGGGGUCGGGCGGCAGCCCGGCGGGAAGGGAAAGAUCCUCGCCGUCGACUUCGACCAGAUGAGGGGCGUCGUGGUCGAGCUCGAGCCGUUCCAGGUGUUCAGCCUCCUGAACGACGCCCUGCCGCUGCUGGCGCUGAUGGGGCCCUACGCGGAGUGGUGCAGCAACGCGCGCCUGCAGUGGCACAAGGAGGCGUUCGCGCGCCGGCCGGGGGCGGCGGCGGCGGGCGGCGUCCCGGCCACCCCGGAGGAGCUCGAGAAGUACGCGGAGGCGCUGGGCUCGCUCCCGGACGGCGACGGCGAGAAGAAGUACAAGGGGGACGCCGCCGAGCUGCGGAAGCUCGACAAGAACAUGUCGCUCUCGCAGAUCAUGCUCACGAGGAUGCGGGUCCGCAACUGGGACGCGACCCGCCCGGAGCGCGUCAUGCUCGUGGCCAACCUUCUCCUGAACUCGAUCGACCCUUUCCAAGGGGUUCCGCCGGAGGGGGCAGCCGCGGGCGACGGCGGCGGGGGCGCCGAGAGCGACGAGGAAGCCCCGUCGAUCUCAUCGGGGCAGAGCGAGGCCCCGCUGCCGUCGCUGCCGACCGACGGGCCCGAGGAGGACACCCGGCUCGAGGCUCUCCUGUACUACGCGGCGCAGGAAUCGGCAUACGCAGGCGCGGAGAACCCCGUGCUGAUGGAGAUCGACAUCCGCAUGUCCGCACAAGACGUGUCCCUGUUGGUGUACCACCCGCCCUGCGACAACAACAAAAGCGCGGGCAAGAGUAAGGCCAGUUCGCGCGAGGUCGACCUCGGCCAAGGCGGCGACGACAACGACAGCAUCUUUGCCGGCAGUUCCGACGGCGGCGAUGACGGUAGCCUCCCCGAGAUGGACCAGCUAUCCAGGCAGCACAGCGGCGGCUCGGUCAAGCUCGGCGGCGACGACGGGGAGCUGGCGACCGAGGAGGCGUUGCGCCUCAGGGACAGCCUUCAACUGCCGGCUCUUGCUGCCUCGGUGGCGAUAAACGACUUCAAGUUCGGCUUCAACAUGCUGAUGGGUUCCGUCGCCGCGGAGGCCGCCACCACUCCCUGCGCGGAAGGGGCAGGAGAAGGAGGACCGUCCCCCCUCCCCGCCGGCGCCGCGGCCGGGGCCGGCGAACCCGAGGAAGAAGGCCCCGUGCAGCUCCACACCUUCUCCGGCACCCUGUUCCCGGACGCCCUUCCCAUCCGCCUGUACAAGCCGUCCCGCCUCGGGCAGGGCGCGGACCUCCGGGUCGAGAGCUUCGGGGACAACGACGAGGUCGGCGACGGCGUCGCGGGCAUGAGCCUGUCGCUCGUGCUGGGCGGGACGCGCGUGACGGACUUCGGCGCCCUAGAGGACGGCGGCGUUCUGCCGACUCUCAUCGGCGGACCGGCGGCGGUGUCCGCCGCCGGCGAUGGGGAUGACUCCCACGCGGCGGGGGGGACGACCAAGGCCACCCUCGCGCUGUUCGUAGGGGGCCGCCUGGAGGCCGGCCUGGACUUCCAGAGCUGCACCGUGGUGGCCCUGCCGGGCAGGAUCAUGGCCAUCAUCGACGUCGUCCUGGCUUGCCUCAUGGGGCCGCCGGCCGCCCGCGAGGCGCAGGAGCUGAACGCCCUGGAGGAAGAGGUGGAGGCGGAGGAGGCGGAGGAGGCCACGGGCGGCGUCGGGACCACGGAGGUGGUGGACGCCAGGUGGAAGGCGAUCGACAAGGACUCGCGCGACGCGCGCACCAACGUGGUCAUGGCCCAGUGUUCGGCGUUGGCGUUGGACAUGAAGAGCGGGAGCGCUUUCGAGGCCCUGGCGGUGAGCGUGUGCGACUUUUCGGUCGCGCCCUGUGUCCAGCGGCCGGAGGCCUCCGACGCGGCCAUCGUUUCCUGCGGACGGCUGCACGAGACGGGUGUAGCGAUCGCUCUCCGCGGGCCUCUGCCCGAGCUGCUCGAAGUCAUCCACAGAGGGUUCCCUCUCAAGGACCUGGACCUGUUCCCCAUUCCGGAGAGACGAAUCAUCCUCCCGGUGAAGAUGAAGAUCAAGUACUCCACCUACGUUGCCCUGACGGCCGGAGACACCCUCGAGGCUUCUACCGCUACCCUGGUGACGGACAUGGUGCAGCGCAACAGCGAAUCGGACCUCGCGGCCAUGCACACGGCAGAUGUGGAGAAGCAAGAGCUGGCGGUGACUGCGCUGUCGGGGGGAGAAGAGGACCAAGCAGGCGGUGGCCCUACUUCCGCGGCAGCGGAAACCGACGGCAACACCACCGACAGCGCUACGGCUAGCGAGGUCCAGUCGGGUUGGCACGUCAAGAUGGAAGUCCAGCUGCACGUCAGUUCGGGGCUGUACGUGAAGGUCACCGACCUCGACAUCGCGGUACUGCAGGGCAUCGCGACGUCGCUCAUAGCGUCCCUCGGCGUCGGGGAGGCCGCCCCCCCCGCCGCUGGCGGAGCCCCCCCCGCCGCCGCAAGCGGCCAGUCGGCCGCUGGGAAGUCGCUGACGUUCGCGCUGGACAAGGCGCAGCGGCGCAUGGUGGCCAGUCUCCGGCAGGCGUUCCGCCUGGCGGAUGUGAACGGGGACGGAAACCUUGACCGCGCAGAGGUUGAAGCGCUCCUGAGGCUCAAUCUUCAGGGCCAGAACCUGGACCCCACGCAGACCGAGGCGGAAGUGCUCCAGUUCAUUGCACUUUUGGACGCAGACGGCACCGAGACCCUGGACAUCGACGAGUUCACGAGCACCAUGAUGCGGUUGAUGACGGACGGCCCCGACGAGGUUACCCUCGCGCGUGCCCGGCGGCAGGCGCUGACGAAGGCCUUCGACGAGGCCGACACCGACGGGUCCGGCUCCCUCGACGCCGGCGAGAUCUUGGAGCUCCUCAAGAGCUCGGACCCCCUCCGCACUCAUUCGGAGUUGGACAGACAGGUGAGUGGUUACAUCGAGGCCGUCGACGUGGACAACGACGGCCAGCUGGACCUGGAGGAGUUCAUAGAGCUUGUCCAGAGCAUGCGCGAGGGGGGUGUUCACGAGGGGCCGCUCGAGCCCAAGGCCGAGGAGUUCCGAUCCUGGGAAGUCAUCAAACCGAUGCUCGAAGGUUACAAGACUCUGCCCGAGCUCCUGGCUGCGCGGCCGCCGGACUACUCCCCCCCCGGAUUCUGGGAGCUGUUUGAGGCCGAGACCCACGCGACGAAGAGCGGAUCAGCCGGACAGCUCGCGGAAGCUGUGCAGGCGAAAAUGGUCAAGACCUUCGAAAACUACGGCUUUGCCGGCGACGCCUGGUCGUUCCUCGUGGCGCCGGCCUGGUACCCCGGCGUUGUGCGCGUCGGGUCCCUCGCUGUCGCUGGUGGCGAGGCCGGUGGCGGCGGCGGCGGCGGAAGAUCGAAGGCCGUCGGUCCCCAGCAGAUACCGGCGCCCGUGCGACCCGGUGCGCUCGUGUACGCGCAGGAGCACGCGUCUAGCUCACGCCGGGCUUCCCCGCCCCCCGGUGCCCUGUCGGGCAUGAGAAUCCAAAGGCUGCCGGAAGAGCUGGCGGCCCCGCCGGCGACCCCGCCGGCUGUAGACCCCCUGUUGCUGUCGACGCCGCCGCCAGCGGAGAAGUACGCGACCGGCGUCAGGCUCCCCGCGCCGGGGGGAACGGGCCGGAGGCGCUCCAUGCGGGGGGGGGCGUCGUCGGCGUCCCCGCCGGGCGUGAGGAUGGAGAUCGACAGGCCUUGCACGUUGCUGGUGUGCUUCCACGACGAGCACGCCUCGGCGGGCGCCGGGGCCGGCGCCAAGAGCGGCGUUGGCGGUGAGGGGCAACCCAGGCUCACCGGCGCGCGGAGCACGUCUUCUACGUCGUCCGGCGGUAGCAGGCUGGAUGUCCCGAAGUGGGCGGAUGAGAUGGGACUCCGCAGGACCGGCAUGCACAUUGAUACCGUCCUCCCGGGGGACGGAGACAGCGCCAGCACCACCGCGCACGUGUACCGGGUCUUCUCGACUCCGAUCGCCGCCGGCGCCGUCGAGCUCGGCCCAGGCCUCCCGGGGUCGCUGCCGUACUUCGUCCUCCUCUACGGAGGAAACCACCUCACCCGGCGCACGUCUCGGACCCCCCACGGCCGCCUGGCCGUCCAGCGGCCGGUGCGGGCGGUCACCGACAGCGGUCGCGGGGGCCGGCGCGUGCUCCGCUCGCUGUUCCGGAAGCACAACCUCGCCUUGGGGGGCAGCGGCAGCGGCGGCGGCCGCGGUGGCAGCAGCAUCAACAGCCUCAGCCGCCAGAGCCGCGGGAGCUCGGCGGGGGCGGUGGUCUCGUCGUUAGACCGGGGGAUCAGCGGGGAGAGCUUCGAGAUGACCCCGACGACGGCGGUGGAGGGUCUGGGUCCGGCGGCUCCGCCGGAGAGGCGCACGAGCAUCGUCAGCAUCGCUGACAGCGUCGGCCCCGCGGCCACGGCGGCGGUGGUGAACGGAAACCCUUCCUGGCAGCUGACGCCGGAGUACAGCCUGGGCGGGGCCACCCGCGGCGUUACCUCCAUCGGCGCCAAGGCCGACAAGAAUGCCAAGAUGGCGGCGAGCACCGCGAUGAAGAUAGCCGCGAUCUCCUCGGCGGGGACCACGGCGGCCAACGCGGCCAGCGGGGCCGGCGGCGGGGCCGGCGGGAUCGAGGUCGCCAAGAAGCCGAGGGUCCGGCUGAAGGUUACCCUGCUCUGCGAGCACGGCAUCUUCGUGCAGAUGGACGACAUCCACCGGCUGGAGAACACCCCUUCCGACGACUCCGCGGCGCCGACCUUCGAGCUCGCCCUUGGGGUGCCGUGGCAAGACCGCGGCGGCGGCGGCGGCGGCGGCAGCGGUACCAAAAACGCCAAGUCUCCGUCGCCGUCGCCGGGGAGCGUGCCGUCGGCGGCGGCGGCGGAGGCGUCGCCGCCCUCUACGGAGGCGUUGGCGGCGACCCUGGACUUCGAGCACGUGGCCUCGUCGGAGAUCCUCGGGGACGAGGACAGCAUGUGCAUGGACGCCGCGUUCGGCAUAGAGGGGAAGUACUUCAACCCCAGGGUGCACCAGAGUGAGCACUUCAUCGAGCCCUGGAGCAUGAGCAUUCAGAUGAGCGACCCUCGCGGAGAGUCGACUCCCCGAGGUCAGAUGAUCGCCGACCAACACUUCGUGCUGAACGUUACGACCGGCCUUACCUCGCUAGCGUGCAGCAUCAUGGAAUCGCGAGACUACGCCAAGACGAGGUACUCGACGACGUCGGUGUACACCGAGCUGAGAGACGGCAACGACGGCGACGACGGCACACGCCUCCUCACCAUCGAGAACCACCUGGGCGUUCCCGUCAGGGUUACCCUUGAGGACGACGCCUCGUCAUCAGGGGCGGCGGCGCGUGAGAAGGGUAGGCCGUUCGGCUUGAAGAAGGCCGGGAGGCCUGCCGCCGCACCAGAGGCACCGGCAGACGCCACGAGCGGCAACUUCUGCCGGAUCGCCUCCACGCUGUACGAUCAACAAGAAGGAGGGGGAGAGGACGGACCGCCCUCGGACCGCGUCAGCGUGGGCGAGCUCACCGUGCCCAACGCCAAGAUGGCGCUCCCCACGGCGACGGUGACCAUCAAGGCUAAGGGCUUCGAACCGGUGACGGGGGUCCCUCUCGAUCUUCUCGGCCGCGGGACCCACGUCUACAGGAUGACGAGAUCAGGGCCAACUUCACCCUGCCCACAUACCCGCAGGAUCGUCGAGGCCGCCGUGUACGCGGACCACCACCAGGGGCGCGGGCACCGCGCCUCGAGAUCCAUCCGCAAGCGCAAGGACAAAGUCAAGGGCGCCCUCAAGACGUCUUCCCGCAGGGGCCCCGUCGACGACGACGUCGACGACGCCGGUGGCCGUAUGGGCGACGCGGAGAAGCACGCGGUGUCCUUCUCGUCGUUCCGCUGGGGCAGCCGGGGCAAGUUCGGGGACUCUCCGCGCCGCGAGUACCGGACCGAGGACGUCGGGCGGCUCAAGGACCUCGUCGGGGCUAAGCGCAAGGGCGGCGGCGGGGAGACGGUGCGCCUGAAGGUGGAGUGCCUGAGGCCUCCCGACAGCGUGGUCACUACGUUCGCGGGCCUGGUGCUGAACAUCAUCGACAGCACCCCCUCGGGGCCGUCGGAGCUGGCGGCGUUUACGGUGGACAACUUCGAGUUGGGAAAGCCUUCGGGAACUCCCGGGGUGACGGUGUCGGUGUGGCACUUCCAGCUGGAUGACAUGCGGGCAGAUUCUCCCCACCCGAUUAUCCUGGCACCGCAAUGCACCGGGUUUAACAGCCACCUCACCAAGGUUCACUACAACGGGCUUAGCGGUUCGCCCGCCUUCAGGGUUGAGGUGGAGCGCGACGUGGAGGUGUCCCUGACGCAUCACAUGUGGGUCAUCCGCUCUAUCGAGAUGUGCCUCGGGAAGGUGCACUGUGCGGUGCAUGUCGACUUCUGGAUCGAUGUACAGGAUGUGGUGUUCGCCUCGCUUAACUGGACCAACUCGUCGCCAGCGGAGGCGCGGGCGCGGGCGAUCGCGGACACACAAGGUGUCGUGGGCAACCUGCUCCAGGCGCCGGCCGCGGACGCUACCGUGGACAGGAUCUACAUCGGCGAGUACUUCCAGGAGGAGAUCGAGGUGGCGGUGGACUUCCACUUGGGAACCAAGGUGGCUGCCCUCCUGUCUUCCAAGCCCCCGGCCGACGGCGACGAAGAGAAGGACGAGGGCGGCUUCGGGGCCUCCCUCGCGAUGAUGCCCCUGGGUGCGGUGGGCGGGGUCGUGUGGGGCCUCCUGUCGAGUUUCGGGGCAGGCAUCGCCAACGCGUCGCCGACCUUCAACUUCGACGCUUACGAGCUGGAGCACUACUACGGCAGCAAGACCCAGGCGGUGACGCUUGUGGUGAUGAGCUUCGUCAAGCAGGGAGUUGUACAGGCGUACAAGGUCCUGGGACACAUCGACAUCUUGGGGGACCCGCUGUCGCUGGGCAUGAACAUCUCCAGCGGGGUAAUCGGCUUCGUCACUAAGACGGGUGCCGGGCACAUCGGGGAAGGUUCCAAGGACCUCGUCAAGGGGGUCGUUGGCGGCACGGCUAGCAGCGCCAGCAAGAUGACGGAUGCGCUCGACAACUUCGUGCGGGAGGCGGGCUGCAUGGACGCGGAGGCGCCUAGCGGCAUGGAGUCGACUAAGGCUCCAGAACACUUAGGCCAAGGCCUAACCCAGGGCAUGAUGUACUUCGGGCACACGGUCAAAGACGGGAUCACUGGCGUGGUGAUGAAGCCCGUCCGGGGCGCGAGGAAGAACGGCGCGGCUGGGUUCGUGAAGGGUGUGGGCCAAGGCGUCGUCGGACUCGUCGCCGCGCCUGUUUCAGCCGCCCUCGGCGCGACGAGCAAGAUUACGGCGGGCAUCGACGCGACGACCCGCCUCCUCGACGACGAACCGAUGGGCCGCCGGCGCGAACCGCGGCACCCGCUGGGGCUCGGGGAGCGAGACGACCGCGACAGGCUCAAGCAGGAGCUCAAGAAGGCCCGGAAGAAGAAGCGGCGCGACAGUGCGGCGGAUGCCGAUCUGGAAGAUGUCGGCUCCGACGGCGGUGGCGGCGAUGGAGAUGAUGUCGUCGUCCCUAUCGACACUAAGGCGGAGGCCGGCGGUAUGGGGCUGCUGCUGGUGCCGCUCACCCCGGCCGAAAUGAGAACCAACUAUCCCGAGGAGUACCUCGAGCGCUGCCUGGCCGACAUGGCGUCUCGGGCUGGCGCCGUCGCGAUCGCCGACAAGCUUGAGGCAGAUCUGGCCCGCUUCAAGGAGAACCUAGCGAAGAAAAGCGACGAGGAGACGGCGGCGCUGACCACCGUCAUCGAGAACGAGGACGGUGUCGGCGGUGGCGCCGAGGAGAGCAAGGGGGAGGAAGUCGGCGGCGACGAAAGCGAGGAAGCGUCACCGGUGGUUGAGGCUGACUAAUGGGGCGGCGUGUUUUGGGGUCCGUAGGUCGAGUUCAUGGGGGAGGGGAUGGGGGGCGUUUCGAUGAGAGUAAUUGAGAGCUUGCGGCAGUUGGCACGAAGCGCUUUCGUUCUUCUUGCUCAACUAGAAACGAAACAAGUCCACGUCGCGUUAUUAUCACCCACAUUUCGCGUCUGCAUCGCCCAUGCUUUUUGCGGAGUGAGGAGGGGGAGGGUAAAGUGGAAUGCUUUUCCGUUCUACAGCGUGUUGGUGGUUGGUUGGUUUAUUUCCGACUAAGCCACCACACGUUUUGCGUUGUUUCUUUCGGGCCGUUUGCCCUACGUUUUUAAUCUUUUGUUUUCUAGCGGAUGCGCAUCGCAUUGGAAACCCUGCGUCAAUUUGGGCCGUUUCCCUGCGUUCUUAAUUUCUUGUUGUCUUUCUUGUCGUCGAGCGGAUGUGCAUCGCAUUGGAAACCCUGCGUCAAAGAUCGCGUUCGACAUUCGUGUAAGCCGGGUGUGCAGUGUAUCGCUUCCUCCGUUGUUUUUUACGGAGACACCCUUCCUCUGUGUUUCUUUUUCCUAGACGUUGUGCAUGUAUCAGGUGGG